UUUUUUUUUUUUUUUUUUUGGUUUGAUCUCAUUUCGGUAUCGAUCAAGUUUCAUCUCUUCGCGACAGUCUUUUCUCCCAACUUUACUUCGACGACGUCUGACUUCAAGACGAGACUUUUUCUUGUCGCUUCGCGCGAUUCCAAUUGACAAACGUCAUCCGACGACUUGACACCGACCGACCGACCGACCACCAUCCGACUGGCGACACGGCACAUAAAGAAGGGAGGACGAGAUAACAAGAUGGGCAACUUUUGCUCAACCUGCUUCGGCGGUAGGAGGAGCGAUGACUACGAUGAGGAGGACGAGGCCCAGCAUCUCUUCGACGAGAACAACAUGCACUACGGUAGCUUUGAUCAGCAACACAUGAUGAACCAGGAAGACCCCCAAGAGACAGAAAGGGAAAUUGCGGCUCUGCAGGGCGUGGUGGAACGCACAUCAAAUAACAUGGUCGACAUCUAUGAUAUGGUCCCGCAUGACAAACCCAUGCAAGACGCUCCUGUUCCCUACGGCUUUGCCGGCCAGCGCUACAAUGCCCUGCUUUCCAAACUCUCAACCCACGACGACAUGGCCUCCGUUGCACGGGUUGACUGGGGCACCCCUGAGGACGACAGCAUGGAGAUGCUGCGUAAAGCUUCCUUGCCAACCAUCCCCAUCAAGGCUGAAGGAGGCGAGGCCCUCGUCGGUAACUUUACCGAUGCCGCUGCCGCCAUGCGCUGAAACCAUACCACGACAUCAAAACCGUGACUUGUUGUCCACCUGAUGCCGACGGCAACAUGACAGAACAUCCACAGUAUCCUCCGACCCAGAAUAUACCACACCAUACGUUCAGCAAACCAGAACCACCUGACACAACAAUAAAUCCGGGACUCCUUGGCCAUGCCGAUACGAGGUGGCAUGCCCAAGUUCG
Molecule: messenger RNA, 907 nt
Organism: Neurospora hispaniola
Lineage: Eukaryota; Fungi; Ascomycota; Sordariomycetes; Sordariales; Sordariaceae
Exons: 3
Coding region: 241-717 (158 amino acids)
Biological process (GO): lysosome organization; cellular response to amino acid stimulus; positive regulation of TOR signaling
Cellular component (GO): late endosome membrane; membrane raft; Ragulator complex
Source: RefSeq, a predicted model, not a curated record